AUGACUUGGUCAAGCCUUCACGUUUUGGCCCUAUUCCUCGCCGCCCUUGAGCCUGCUUCAGCAGCCUGCGACCGAGCCACCCUGAAAAAUGUCACCGACACCUAUAUAGCCGCGCAAACAGCCGGUUCCCUCACCCCAUUAGCUGGCCUUCUCAACGGGACGACCUACCACGAAAACUACAAGACCGCCACCAUUUCAAGCGGAAUCCUCAGCCAAGCCCUGAAAAUUGACCAUAACCGUACCACGCUCGACACGACCCAGUGUGCCUCAUUCGCCGAGCUGAUUGUCGCCAACUCAGCCCACCCAUAUGUCAUUGGCACCCAGUUGUACCUUUCCAACAGCACCACAGAGCCGCAAACCAUCUCCAAGAUCGACACCAUCGUGACGGACCAGGGCGACUGGCUUUUCAACGCCACGGGCACCCUGUACUGGGCAUCUCGGGAGAAUUGGGGCAGCAUUGCGACUGCGAGCCGCGAUACCAGGAAGACCAUCCAAGCAGCCGCCGAUGCAUACCUAGACUACUUCAAAGACAAGAGCGUGGUAGUUCCGUGGGGGACACCUUGUGCUAGGCUGGAGGGCGGCUCGUACACCGGAAAAGGGGCUGCGACGGACUCUUGUAAUGUCGGCGUGCCAAGCGGGGUCAGUCUGACUGACAGAAGAUAUAUCAUUGACGAGGAAGUUGGAGAGGUUGAUGUCUUCUUGAGUUUUGAGGGAGCGCCCGACACUCACGACUUUAGGAUCGAGGGUGGGAAGAUCAGAUAUGUGCACACUAUGACUGUGAUGUGA
Messenger RNA from Diaporthe amygdali, 786 nucleotides. RefSeq lists its product as uncharacterized. The coding region runs from base 1 to 786 and encodes 261 amino acids. The record is from RefSeq and is a predicted model, not a curated record. NCBI's taxonomy places the organism in Eukaryota, Fungi, Ascomycota, Sordariomycetes, Diaporthales, Diaporthaceae. The transcript has a single exon.